Molecule: messenger RNA, 4146 nt
Organism: Chionomys nivalis (European snow vole)
Lineage: Eukaryota; Metazoa; Chordata; Mammalia; Rodentia; Cricetidae
Gene: Hspa13
Product: heat shock protein family A (Hsp70) member 13
Exons: 5
Coding region: 26-1441 (471 amino acids)
Biological process (GO): vesicle-mediated transport; cellular response to unfolded protein; protein refolding
Cellular component (GO): plasma membrane; nucleus; cytosol
Molecular function (GO): ATP hydrolysis activity; ATP-dependent protein folding chaperone; heat shock protein binding
Source: RefSeq, a predicted model, not a curated record
UCUCUCUGCUUGUUCGGCGGGACUGAUGGCUGGGGAGAUGACGAUCUUGGGUUCAGCUGUUUUGACUCUGCUGUUGGCUGGCUACUUGGCACAACAGUAUUUACCACUGCCUACUCCCAAAGUGAUUGGCAUUGACCUGGGUACCACCUAUUGUUCCGUUGGUGUGUUUUUUCCUGGAACCGGAAAAGUAAAGGUGAUUCCAGAUGAAAAUGGGCACGUCAGCAUCCCCAGCAUGGUGUCCUUUACUGAUGGUGACAUAUAUGUGGGAUAUGACAGCCUAGAGCUGGCGGAUGCAAAUCCUCAAAACACAAUAUAUGAUGCUAAAAGGUUCAUAGGAAAGAUUUUCACCCCAGAAGAGUUGGAAGCUGAAAUCGGCAGAUACCCAUUUAAGGUUUUACAUAGAAAUGGAAUGGCUGAGUUUUCUGUAACAAGUAAUGAAACCAUCAUCGUUUCUCCAGAAUAUGUUGGCUCUCGAUUGUUGCUAAAACUGAAAAAAAUGGCAGAGGAAUACCUCGGAAUGCCAGUUGCCAAUGCUGUCAUUUCUGUACCAGCAGAAUUUGACCUAAAACAGAGAAAUUCAACAAUUCAAGCCGCCAACCUUGCUGGCCUGAAGAUCUUAAGAGUGAUCAACGAACCAACGGCAGCAGCUAUGGCCUACGGUCUGCACAAGGUGGAUGUCUUCUAUGUAUUGGUCAUCGACCUGGGAGGAGGAACUCUUGAUGUGUCGUUACUGAAUAAACAAGGAGGGAUGUUUCUUACCCGAGCCAUGUCCGGAAACAAUAAACUUGGAGGACAAGACUUCAAUCAGAGGCUGCUUCAGUAUUUAUAUAAACAGAUCUAUCAGACAUAUGGCUUCCUCCCUUCCAGGAAAGAGGAAAUCCAUAGAUUAAGACAAGCCGUGGAAAUGGUCAAAUUAAAUCUGACGGUUCACGAUUCUGCUCAGGUAUCAGUUUUACUCAGUGUAGAGGAAGAGGACAGCCAGACACCUCAGAAUGGUGACUCUCAUCUGCCAAAAGAGCAGCUUUCCCCAGGACAUGAUCACCAUGUGAACAGAGUGCGUAGGCCGGGCCUUUCUGAAAGCAAGAGGGGGAAAAGCCAGGUGUUGUUUGAGACAGAAAUUUCACGCCAGCUCUUUGACACCCUCAAUGAAGAUCUCUUUCAGAAAAUCCUCGUGCCCAUUCAGCAGGUAUUAAAAGAAGGCCUCCUAGACAAGACUGAAAUUGAUGAGGUGGUUCUAGUCGGGGGCUCGACUCGUAUUCCGCGGAUCCGCCAAGUCAUUCAAGAGUUCUUUGGAAAAGACCCCAACACGUCUGUGGACCCUGAUUUAGCAGUGGUGACAGGAGUGGCCAUUCAGGCAGGGAUUGAUGGAGGCUCUUGGCCUCUCCAAGUCAGUGCUUUAGAAAUCCCCAAUAAACAUUUGCAGAAAACUAAUUUCAACUGAGCUCCGUGGGAGUGCUGGUAACUGAUCUUGUCUAGCGAUUUUGAUGAUCUGCUUUGUGAAGCCUCCUUCAGAAAAGAAGGACACGAAAUAGCUCACAGAUCACCCUGAGGACAUUUAGACAGGAACAUUUUAUGUAAUGUUUCAUUUCAGAAUUGAAUGUGACCAGUUGAGUCCUGUUUGUGUUUGGAGAACUGUCAUAGUGUUUUUAAAGUGACAGCGUGGAGGUUAGCCACUUCUCUGGAUUCUGGAACCAUUUGCACUCACGACUUUGGCAGUAUCUCAUACUCUCAGGAGCAUUUAUUAGGAGCUGCUGUGGGCCACGGUGCAAUUACAGAUAAAGCAACAGUUUUCAGAGUCAGUUGUGCUGCUGGCUCUGCUGGGCAGGCUUCCUCCAUCGAAGAAGUUCUGAGGUGAGAUGACAUCUGAAUUAUCAGUUGCUAUAAGCUGCGAUUGCAUCAUGGCCCACAAUAGCUCAUGAUACACGCUCCUGGCAUAGUGCCAUUUAUAAGCCCUCCAGUUUGUACGGAUUUACAUUAGUAGGGGCUGAUAAUUCAUUACUGGGUUAUCACAUGUAACUCCUAAUUUGGUCUGUACUUGAAGGACUGUUGAUGUCAGGUAUUUACAUUGGCCUGGACAUAGCAGUAUUAAUACACUGCAUAGACAGUGUUCAUCAACCACCAUAAAAAUUGUACUUUCACAUUUUCUCUGUUAUAUUCUCCUAGUCUACAGAUUUUACUAUGUUUCCUAAAAUGGCUACAGAUUGAUUCAGAUCUUUCCUGCCAGAUAAUAGAAAUUCCCAGUUCCUUUUUCUUCAAUAUGACAUUCUCUGCUUUUAUUUUCACAGUUCUGCUUGGUAAGAAAACGGGAGUUAUCUGUUGCCUUUUCAAAGUGCUCUCACAAUGAAGCUGCAUUACUCUCUAUUUUUGCUAUCCAGGAGUUUUGCACAGAUCCAAUAUUGUAGUGGUUAUUUGUAUUUGGCUGUGUUAUUUUGUUUGCUUUUUUUCCCCAUGACCAAACCUAGAAGUGCAAGAAUAUAAUCCAACUACUCUGAAAACUGAGGCGGGGGCCUUACAACAAGUUCAAGGCCUGUCUGGGCUACCCAGGAAGUUCUAGGCCAGCCUGGGCAGCUUAGGGAGACCCUGUCCCUAUCUUAAAAGAAAAGGUGAAAGAGGGAGGGAGAGAUGCAGGGAGGCAGGGACGCAGGGGAAGAGAGAAAACACAAGGCACAUGGCUACAGGGACCAAUGGAGAAAAUAUUGUAGUUUGACUUUGUGUUGGCCAUGUUACUGGAAGAUAUAUAUCAUUAUUUUGCUUUAAUGAAGGCAUAUAGGAAUUAUAUCCUGGCUGUCUUAUUAAUAUAAAGUGUAUCCUGUUUAUCAGUGUUGUAAUAACUAAAGAAGAGAAAUAAGAAAGUUUAACUAAGAUGAAGCACUUCGGCUUCCCAGGGUGUAAUGUUGAAAGGUGGUACUUCUUUACAGCUUGAUGAAGAAAAAUGUUGUGAAGUUGCUGUUAAAUAUCAGUCAUUUUUUGCACCCAAAGUGUGCAGUAGGUAGGCAGGAAAAUACAAGAUGCUGUGCUUUAUUUUAGAACUAAUAGAGAAAAUGCCAAAGACAAGCCCUUAACAGCAUUCUGAAAAUAUUCAAGGCUGAAUCUCUGAUUCUAGAUUACAAAGUAUCUGUGCGAACAUGUCUGAGACUCAAGUAUUCAAGUUAUCCUACAGUCUCCACGCAUGCUUUUCACUUUCUCUUAAGCCAUUUAGGGUUACAGAGAGCAAGCUUGGAUAUUUUAGACAUUUGGUGGAACUCAAGACAUGAGCAAGAACAAUUUGCAUAAUGGAACAGAUAAAUAAUACUAAAAUGGGAAGGCAGAUAUUGUCCGUGAAAACCUAGAAUAGUGCUGUUGGAGUUGGGGCUGAGCAGUUAGAGUCCUCUUCUCUAGUAUAGUGCAAUGUUAAAAACAGUGGAGGAAAUGACUUCAAUCCUAUGUUACAGAGUUGCGUAGACCUAAUCUUGAUGUCAGUGGAGUUUAUUCAGAAGGUACAAAUGCAUCCUAACAGGGACUAUUUUUUAAAAUCCAAGAUCAUUUUUUCAUAAAAUGAACCUUUUAGUUGUAUAUUUGGCUGCUGUUUUUUUGAAGUGUGUGACUUUAAAAAUACUGAAUAAUGAUUAAUUUAUUUUGUAUCCAUAUUUUGUUACUGUGUCCUCACUCAAGCCACUAACUUAACAGAUACCACUGUGUAUAAUAUGAACUCCAUAUGACAGUUACUGUAUAAAACAGAUUGUGCCUCUUAAAUAUGUGUGUACAGGUAAUUCACAUUUUACUGUAAACGCAUACCAUUUUGCAGUUUUGUUUGUGAACUGUUUAUUUUCCACCCAUGGCUGGGGUGGAGUAUAUUUUUGAUGUGUAUAAAUACAGAAGAUAGAACUGAUGUGAUGCGUACAGACUUUGUAGCAAGUGAUCUAAUUCCAGAAGUGUCACAUCUUCCUGCAUCCUAUACGCCUCAUGAGAUUUCUCCUAUAUUUUCCUCAUUUCUCUAAUUUAGACGAGCUAGUUCUUAUAUGAACAGUUUCUUUAGAAUUCCAAUUAACAGACCAUCACUUCUAACUAAUGGAGUCAAGUGCUGACUUGAUCCAUUUAAAAAGUCUGCAAACCACCCAACUGGAAUCUUUCACUUGGCAGUUAAUACUUCAUAAUUUUCUAAUAAAG